This is a messenger RNA of Talaromyces proteolyticus, 1632 nucleotides long. Its product is annotated as putative serine peptidase. Lineage: Eukaryota; Fungi; Ascomycota; Eurotiomycetes; Eurotiales; Trichocomaceae. Gene Ontology annotation, molecular function: serine-type exopeptidase activity; dipeptidyl-peptidase activity. Bases 1 to 1632 code for a protein of 543 amino acids. Gene Ontology annotation, biological process: proteolysis. The transcript has 9 exons. The record is from RefSeq and is a predicted model, not a curated record.
AUGCUCUCCAUUCUGUCUCUUGCAACUAUUUGCGCCUCAUGGACCUCAGUCGCAACUGCUCUGCCGAAGAUUCCCUUGGCUCGAGAAGCGUUGUCUGAUGAUGUCAACCUGGGAUCAAGUUUUUUUACGCAGUUGCUUGACCAUGAUCAUCCCGAGUUGGGAACGUUCUCCCAGCGCUGGUGGUGGAAUGACCAGUACUGGAAGGGUCCUGGGUCGCCGAUUGGAGAAAGUGACGCUUCUAAGAAUACGGGAUACUUGACCAAUGAAACCUUAAGCGGUCUUUACGCACAGGAAAUGGGAGGUGCUGUUCUUAUGCUUGAGCACCGUUACUAUGGGGAAUCUUCUCCUGUUCAGGAGUUAACCCCGAAGACAAUGCAACACCUCACUUUUAAGAAUGCGCUCGCUGAUACCGUGAAUUUUGCGAAAAAUGUUAAAUUACCUUUCGACAAGACAACUGGAAGCUCACCAGAGAAUGCUCCUUGGAUUCUUGUCGGCGGUUCAUACAGUGGCGCUCAAGCUGGCUGGACUGCAGCAACCUUGCCAGGUACCUUUUGGGCCUACCACGCCUCGAGCGCGCCAGUUGAGGCGAUCUGGGAUUACUGGCAAUACUUUGUUCCUAUCCAGGAGCGUCUGCCCAAGAACUGCAGUACCGAUUUAGUCAAUGUCAUUGAUUACAUCGAUAGCGUGCUUUUAGGAUCCGAUGAAGCCGCUAAACUAAGCUUGAAGAACAAAUUCCAACUGGGCGAUCUACAUGACGAUGAUUUUGCUCAGGCUAUUGCCAGCGGCGGACCUUCCUAUGGACAGAGCACAACAUGGGACGAAUCGGCCGCAUUGUACAGCUUCUGUGACUACAUUGAAGUAUGGAAUAUGAAAUGUCAAUCCUUGAAUUCACCUAGACUGACUGUAUCUCAGAACGUAUACGCGAGUCCCCCAGCGAAUGCCAGUGCCCAUGGUGUCGGUGUGCAAAAAGCUCUCGCAGGCUAUGCACAAUGGUGGAACUUCAUUUUCCCUGGAUCCUGCGCAUCCAGAGGAUACUGGAGCUCCAAUUACACAACAGAGUGCUACAACUCGUACAACUCAUCGAACCCCUGGUAUGCCGACAAAACUAUUGGUAACAGGGCCAAUAAACAGUGGGAGUGGCUAUGUUGCAAUGAGCCUUUUGGGGCUUGGCACAAUGGUGCUCCCAAAGGGACCAAGUCCAUAGUAUCACGCCUUGUGACUUCCGACUACUCCGUCCGUACCUGUGGGACAUACUUCCAACCAGAUGAUGGGUAUACCUAUGCUAGUGCUAAAGGCAAGCGUUCUGAUGCUGUGAACGCCUGGUCUAAGGGCUGGUUUGGAACAACUGAACGAGUUAUUUGGACUCAAGGACAAUACGACCCCUGGCGUGAAGAAACUGUGUCGUCUGACUUCCGUCCUGGGGGUCCUUUAUCCUCUUCCGACCCCAACCCCAUCUUUGUCAUGGAGAAUGCUAGCCAUUGCUAUGAUUUGUUGCUCGAAAACGCCCGAAGUAAUGCUGGCAUCCAGCAAGUAGUCAAUGAAGCGAUUAAGCAGAUGAAGACCUGGAUUGCCGAGUUCAAGCCCAAUGGAAAUGGCACUUCGAUUGUGCGCCGCAGGUUGCGGCAAUAUUAG